Ilex paraguariensis (yerba mate) is the source of this 941-nucleotide messenger RNA. NCBI's taxonomy places the organism in Eukaryota, Viridiplantae, Streptophyta, Magnoliopsida, Aquifoliales, Aquifoliaceae. The record is from the annotation of a GenBank genome assembly.
AUGGAGGGACUUGGACAUCACCAUAUCGCUGUGAAUAUUGAUACAGGUGGUGAUAGGUUUCCUCAAUGGAGUAUUCAAGAGACAAGGGACUUCUUGAUGAUUCGGGCCGAGCUCGAUCCAACCUUCAUGGAAACCAAAAGGAACAAACUUCUCUGGGAAGUGAUCUCAACAAAGAUGAAGGAAAAGGGUUACAAUCGAAGCGCUGAACAGUGCAAGUGCAAGUGGAAAAACCUCGUUACCCGAUACAAGGGAUGUGAAACAAUGGAACCAGAAAGUAUGCGGCAACAGUUUCCGUUCUACAAUGAGCUGCAAGCGAUUUUUACUGCAAGAAUGCAAAGAAUGCUAUGGAUUGAAGCUGAAGGAGGGGCAAGCGGGUCGAAGAAGAAAGCAGCACAGCUAUCUUCCGAUGAUGAGGAUGACAACGAUUACAGUGAUGGAGAUAAAGGAAGCAGUAAGAAAAAAAGGAAGCUUAAGGGUAAUAUUAACCCUGGUACUAGUAGUUCUAGUAGUGGAAUUAUCAAUAGUGUGAAGGAGAUUUUAUCGGAGUUCAUGAAGCAACAGAUGCAAAUGGAGAUACAAUGGCUAAAAGGUUAUGAAGCAAGAGAAGAGGAGAGAAGGGUAAAGGAGAUAGAAUGGAGACAAACCAUGGAGGCCUUGGAAAAUGAGAGGAUUAUGAUGGAUAGGACUUGGAGAGAGAGAGAAGAACAACGGAGGAGGAGAGAAGAAGCUAGAGCUGAGAAGAGGGAUGCUCUUAUUACAGCUCUUUUGAACAAGCUUAGAAGAGAAGAUAUGUAGUUAAGCUCUUUGUUUUUCUUGUGCUAUUAGAAGAGGAAAGCUAUGGGAGAGGUUUGUCUUGAAACUCUCUCAUCUCUGAAAAAUUUUGUUAUAUGGUAUCUGUGAGAUGAUCUCCUCCUUUAAACUUGUGCAAUGUUAAAUGAUUC